This is a messenger RNA of Drosophila bipectinata, 309 nucleotides long. RefSeq names its product dolichyl-diphosphooligosaccharide--protein glycosyltransferase subunit 4. The record is from RefSeq and is a predicted model, not a curated record. Lineage: Eukaryota; Metazoa; Arthropoda; Insecta; Diptera; Drosophilidae. Gene Ontology annotation, cellular component: oligosaccharyltransferase complex.
UAUGCCUUGUACAACCGCACCUGGUCACAUUGUAAUUCUUGCAACACAACAACCGGCUCGCUUUUUUCUUUAAUAAAAAGAUUUUUGGCAUUCCAAAAUAUGAUUACCGACGUGCAAUUGGCUAUUUUCUCGAACGUCCUGGGCGUGUUCCUGUUCCUGCUGGUGGUGGCAUACCAUUACAUUAAUGCCAACACAGGAAAACCCAUCCCAAAGGCGAAAUGAUCUUCGAGGUUUUGAAUAACAAACUUAUAUUAUGAUAAGGAUAAUGCUGCUUCUUCAUUCGCAAAAUAAAUAGUCGUGUAAAUCUAA